AGAAUCAUCUCCCACAUCAAGACCUCCAGGAGCCUCCACAUCCUGUGUGCAGUCCCAGUCUUCUGCUGGAUCACUGCUACAGUUCUGGAGCACAUGUUGACUACAGAGCAGAGAGGAGAGCUGCCCAAGACCCUGACUGACAUGUACUCACACUUUGUGAUGGUUCAGACAAAGAGGAAGAAGAACAAGUACCAUGACGGACAUGAGACGAGUCCACAGGAGCUGAUGGAGGCUGACAGGAAAGUUCUUCUGAAGCUGGGGAGGCUGGCGUUUGAACAUCUGGAGGAAGGAAACAUCAUGUUCUACCAAGAAGACCUGGAGCGCUGUGGUCUGGAUGUAGUAGAGGCCUCAGUGUACUCAGGAGUGUGUACAGAGAUCUUCAAAAGAGAGAGUGUGAUCUUCCAGAAAUCAGUCUACUGCUUUGUUCAUCUGAGUCUUCAGGAGUUUCUGGCUGCAGUCUACAUGUUCCACUGUUACAUGAACAAGAAGAAAGAGAAAGAGGUGCUGGACGACUUCCUUUGGACAGGAUGGGAUGAGUGUUGUUACGGUGAUGUUGAAAAUUAUGACAACAGUAAACUAUUUCUCAAUAAAUUCCUGUAUGGAGCCAUGAAGAAAUCCCUGCUGAGUAAAAAUGGUCACCUGGACCUGUUUGUUCGCUUCCUUCAUGGCCUCUCUCUGGAGUCCAACCAGGGACUCUUAGGAGGUCUGCUGGGUCAGACAGAGAACAGUCCACAAAUCAUCCAGAGAACCAUCAACAAGCUGAGGAAGAUGAAAACUGAUUUUAUCUCUCCUGACAGAAGCAUCAACAUCUUCCACUGUCUGAUGGAGAUGAACGACCUCUCAGUUCAUCAGGAGAUCCAAGAGUUCCUGAAGUCAGAGAACAGAUCAGAGAAGAAACUCUCUGAGAUCCAAUGCUCAGCUCUGGCCUACAUGCUGCAGAUGUCAGAGGAGGUUCUGGAUGAGUUGGACCUGAACAAGUUCAACACAUCAUUGGAGGGACGACAGAGACUGAUCCCAGCUGUGAGGAACUGCAGAAAGGCUCGACUUGCUGGAUGUAGACUCUCAGAAGCUGAUUGUGAAGUUGUGGCCUCAGCUCUGAAGUACAACCCUUCCUAUCUGACAGAGCUGGACCUGAGUAAUAAUGAGCUUAAGGAGUCAGGAGUGAAGAUGAUGUCUGCUGGACUGGAGAGUCCAAACUGUAGACUGGAGACUCUGAGAUUGAAUGGUUGCAGUUUGUCAGAGAUCAGCUGUGAUUCUCUGGUCUCAGCUCUGAAGUCCAACCCCUCCCAUCUCAAACAUCUGGACCUGAUUCAUAACAACCUGCAGGAUUCAGGAGUGAAGCAGCUGUGUGGUUUUCUGGAGAAUCCAGACUGUAGACUGGAGGGUUCUCUGGGACCAGCUCUGAAGUCCAACCCCUCUCAUCUCAAACAUCUGGACCUGAGUAUCAACAACCUGAAGGAUUCAGGAGUGAAGCAGCUGUGUGGUUUUCUGGAGAGUUCAGACUCUAGACUGGAGACUCUGAGGUUGAAGAGCUGCAGUUUGUCAGAGGUCAGCUGUGAUUCUCUGGUCUCAGCUCUGAAGUCCAACCCCUCCCAUCUGAAACAUCUUGAUCUAAGUCACAACAAGCUGAAGGAUUCAGGAGUGAAGCAGCUGUGUGGUUUCCUGGAGAGUCCAGACUGUAGACUGGAGACUCUGAGAUUGGUUCGAUGCAGUUCAUCAAAGAUGAGCUGUGAUUCUCUGGUCUUAGCUCCUCCCAUCUGAAACAUCUGGUCCUGAGGAACAGAAGGGUUGCAGCUGAAUGACAUUAAGAAGAGUCCACAAACAGAACCUACACACUCUGAGUCCAUUGUAAUAGGCCCAUGCUGAGAUGCACAUUCUACACCUUGUAAGACUUGAUUUCCACACAUCAUAGUGGAACAAAUAAACAUCAUCCAACAAAUCAAUGUUCCAGGAAAUACGACAGCAUGUGGAAAUUUAACUGAACUGCAACUCAACACUCUGCAAAAUGUCCUCAUGGACUCCAAUCUGAAACGCAGUUAGUGAACUUCACUUCACCAGAUAAACCCAGAAUGAAGCGGGACCUCCCUUUCUUCUUCUGUGGUGGUGGUAUUCUGACUUUUUGUGAUAGAAACUUCUGAGUCUUGGCUUUCAAAAGAGAUGAAGACCAUGCAUGAGCUCCAAACUGUAUUUAUGAUGUAUUUCUGUGUUGAUCUGAUUAUCUGCAUUACACUCUCUUUAUUCUCUUCCAAUACCUUUCUUAGAAUUAGACUCGAUUCACAAGGGAAAUCACUUGGUCACAGUAGCUUAGUUGCACAUAAAUAAAAUAUAACAUAAGUAUUAUCAGUGUCUAUCAUACACACGGAGUUCACUCGUGCAAAAUAAAACCAUCUAGCAUCGAAUAGAAUAGACUUAUUGUCAUUACCCAUACAAACACAAACACACACCGCAAGGUUACCAGACCUGCAUGGAAUCAUAAAUAAUAAAAGACAACAAAACAAAAGUGGCAGUGCAAAAAAAUAUUAAGGUGCUUAAAAAUACGUUACAGUCAGUUAUGAGUGGGAAUUCAGUUUGUGUUUGGUUGUAGAUGUAUCCCAGAGGGAUCAGGGGCCAAAAAUGCACAUAUUGAAUAAAUAAAUAAUGAGUUUUCCUUGAUUAACAGAUUUACUUGUCGUGUUAUAUUUAACAGGACACAUAAAUCUGUUAGCACCACUUGCAUAAUAUGAAUCAAGAGUCAUAAGGAGAGUCAUGGAAAGCUCAUUUAUUUAUUCAACAAUUGCAAUCUUUCACGUUUGUGUUGAUGCCCUCAGGGUGACACAAUUACGCCCCCUUGAGGAAAACAAACUUUUUUUCCUUCAGCCAUCAGACUGAUGAACAACAUCUGAACCGAGUCAUUACAGGAUGAAGCAGGGGCAACUGACAGCUGUAAAGGUUUAUGUAGUUGUGUCCUAGUCAUGUGUGAUGCUUUGAUUGUUGUGUUCUUGUUGUUUGUUUGUUUGGACUAUAACAAAAUUACUGACUGACAGUUGUCAUCUGAGACCUGUAGCCACUAAUAGUCAUUAAUCAAUAACGAGAACAUGAUCACAGUAAAGCAACAAAGCAGUUCUUACUCAAAUUUUUAAAACAAUCUUCUCAAUCAAUCAGUCAUUUAAUUUAGUAAUAUAGUCAUGAAAUAUAGUAAAAUCAGUCUUUUUGUCAGGAAAAGUUACAUAGCUGCUAAUCAAAUGGUUUGGUCUUAUCUCAGCGCAUAGGUUGCACAUGUAGCGGUGUGUAGUCUCUAGAUCCAUAGACAUAAUAUCAAUUAACACUUUAUUUCGGACACGGGGCGGUCCAUAAAACAAUAAAGAAGAAAGAAUAAUACUAAAAAUAAACAAAACAGAAGCAAAAAGGACAGAGAGACGACAGAUGUUCAGUAUCAAAUAUUUACAUAUAGACUAAAGCGCCAGUGCUUCCAGAGCCUUGAAGUGAGUCUGACCGUACUCAUGGCAGGAUUCACCAGCACACAAGUCCACACAUGAAGCUGAACAUGAGGUUCCUAAGUACAGCGGGACAUGUGGACACACCAACACUCAAACACAAACAUUUGGCUAGCACUGCUCCCUCUUGCCACAUUAAGCAGCAUCCUCAAUCCAUCAGUAUGUGCCACCUUCAGUAUCUGAAUACUUCUACUUUUAUAGUCCCGCCACAAGUGGGCAGUAUACAUUAGGGUGCAGAAAGCUUUAAACAGAGUGAUCUUCACAGACAAUGAGCACAUACAGACUUUCUGUUUCAACAUGUUGGCCUGUGCAUACAAGAGAAUGUCCCCAGAGAGAGAGAGAAGACAGGAAAUGACAGUUUAUUUACCAUUGUAUUUAAUAUCAAAGUCAGAGCCAUAUUGCAAACAUACUCUGAGUAAUUGCUGGAGGCCAGCACUAUAUGGACACAGGAUAACCAGGUCAUCCGCAUACGUCAGGUUGUUUACAAUUGUGUCACCAGCCAUACAUCCUGUUCUGCAGCUGUGUAGCUGGUUGGAUAGCUCGUCCAUGUAAAUAUUAAAAAGGAAGGGAGGUAGAAUGCUCCCCUGCCUAACUCCACACUUUAAAAAGAGCAGAUGUGAAAUCAUCCAAUUUCACACACUCUGACUGAUGUGAAUACCAAAGAAAAACAGGAUUCUUAUAAGAGAUGUGGGAAACCCUCUGUUUUGCUGCUUAUAAAAUAAUCUAUGUCUGUUAUACAAAUCUAAAAUCUCUUUAAGAACAAAAAUACAUGUAUCCGUGCCAUGUUCAGGUUUAAAACCAAACUGGUUAUCAGAAGUCAGGAUAAACUGUUCCAGCCUAUUCAAACGCUCCAAAACCCCGGAUAAGAUGCUGGCCAGGGCUAUGAGCCGGUAGUUACCCGAACUAUUGAUUUUCCCAGUUUUGUCUUUAAUUAUAGGCAUUAAUAGAAAAAUCUGGUAAAAUAUCCUGAACUAAAACAUAUGGCAAUUAGGGGACCGAGUUUUCUGCUUGCAAGUCUUAAAUGCUGCGCAGAUAUCUUAUCCAUACCACUUGCUUUAUUGUCUUCUAACAUGAUAAUUGCAUUAUAUACUCCUUGUGAGGAGAUGGUCACAUCUUCUUUAGUGUCAGUGUUGCCCACUGUGAAGGUUUUGCUCUUGAUACAGUUGAAAAGCUCAUAAUAAUGUUUCCUCCAUAACUGAGAAAUUUCCUCUGAGCCGCAUGAACCAUCAGUAUUGGUCAGUAGUGACAUUUUACAAUUAUUCAUUUGCUUAAUUUCUUUCCAGAAAUCAUUAUAGGACUAUUGUUUUGUUGCUUCCUUGCGAGAGAGUCAGACCUCAUUGUAUUUUCAUUCCUCUUAAUGAAAUGUAGAACAUAUUUAAAGCUUGCAUGUGCUUGUUUCUUAUAGUCAAAUAAGGGGCCAUAUUUUUGUCUGCCUGACUCAACCGUUACCUUGAAAGCCCUUCUAGUGUCAGCAUGAAGCUCUUCCACAUACUCGUUCCUGCAUGGGACAAGGAGGGAUCCCACAAUAUUGUCAUACAAGGAGCAUAGUGCAGUAGCAUGUUGGGGACUCUUACAGUUAAUAUCACAACAUGCAAUAGCAUCUUUACUCAGCAAGGUGUCAGUCAGGGCAUAGUAUUUAUUAAGAUCCUCCUCUGUGAGGUUACACCAAUCAAUUCCCCCAACAUGUGUGCUGCUAUUUACUGGCAAGAGAGUGGGCAUGUUGCCUAGAUUUACACAGAGAGAAAAUGGCACAUGAUCAGGAAUGGCAAAUUCAUAAUGAAUCCUCAUGGCCUCUACAGAGUCAUGGGCAUCAGCUGUGCAGAUGCAGUGGUCAAGCCAUGAGUAAGUGCCUUACUUGAGAGGAUCAGGCCACUGUCACAACAGAACUGCAUUAGGUGCAUGCCAAACAAAGAGCUGCCAUCAGCAAUAUCUGCGUUCAUAUCGCCCUCAAUAUAAAUACAAGUGGAAGGAUAAUGUUGCACGAGCCAGUGAGAACACUCAUAUGUAUGUUCAAUAGGAUUAGGUUUUUAUCACCCCACAUGAGCUCAAUCCCUAUGGCCCAAUCAACACCCCGCUGGUCAUAUUUUAUUAUGCCGUAGCACAGGUACACCACCAGGUAUUCUGCCAUGAAUUAUACCCAUGAAUUAUACCCAGCCACCACAGAGGAUGCCAAAAUCCCGCCAACAGUGGCAGCCCAACAAAAGCAUCUAUAAAAGAAUGGAUAAGGGAGAAAUUAUCUGCCACAACUGCUCCGGCGUGGGACACCUACAGAGAACCUGUCCUUCCCCUCGCCGACCACCACGGCCCUUCACAAAUGUAAGCCUAAACCCCGCCCUUGAUGCAAGCACAGUGGUCGUCCACACCAAGGGUGAGGAGGGUGAAAUGUGCAUCAGAAUAUGGAUUUAUGGACUGGAAAUCGGUGCUCUACUGGACUCCGGAACACCUAUUGUACAGGUCCUGCAGGGCAUUGGGCCAGACGGCCUGGCUGUCCUUGGAGAAGUCAUCCUGCCUGUGCAUGUUGGGAGCAGAACUACUCAGGUGAACUUUAUCAUGGCUGACACAGCAGAGAACACUGAGGUUAUGUUGGGCCACCCUUUCCUGCAACAGGCGCAGGCUUGCCUGGACUAUGGCCGCCAGGAGAUAACCCUUUUCGGCGAGAAGGUUCCCCGCUUCGACCCCAGCCACCAGACUGAGGCGCACCUCGUCAGGGUGGCACGUACGACAGUGUUGGAACCGGGACCUGAGUAUGUUGUCCCUGGCGCCUCC
Mugil cephalus (flathead mullet) is the source of this 6239-nucleotide messenger RNA. Its product is annotated as ribonuclease inhibitor-like. Lineage: Eukaryota; Metazoa; Chordata; Actinopteri; Mugiliformes; Mugilidae. The record is from RefSeq and is a predicted model, not a curated record. The transcript is spliced from 7 exons. Gene Ontology annotation, molecular function: protein binding. The annotation marks the transcript as partial.